This is a messenger RNA of Amoebophrya sp. A25, 7563 nucleotides long. Lineage: Eukaryota; Dinophyceae; Syndiniales; Amoebophryaceae. The record is from the annotation of a GenBank genome assembly.
GAUCACUGUUCAAGACUUCGUUUCUCGUGGGAUAUCGCAAUGUUUGAUCCGAUGCGGGUGAGAUUUUUAGGACAAGGAAUUUGAGAGACUGUCGUCAAAAGAGAUACAGACAGAAGUGUCUCAAGCUCGACAGAAGUGUGUCUCAAGCUCGAGAGUGAUGCUCCCUCUCGGCAAAUUCGUCGCAAACAAAAAGUAAAUGAACUCGAGAUGAACAAAAAGAACUACCUUACAAGUGUCAUUUCCUACCAUCCUUAAUAUAACUAAAGAAGUCGCCCGGGAAAUCUUUGGCAGGUUGCCGAGUACUAGACUCGCAUCAUCAAAACUAACGUUCUUAGUGUUAGCCAUAUUUCUAAUACUAGCGUCCUUGUUACACUACACAACUAGUACAACAAAAUGACAUCAACAUCCGAAGCCGCCCGCGUGUCCGCGAUGGAUGGCUUCACUGUGACGGUGCCCAACGACCGGGUGAACAAGAUUGCGGUCAAGGUCCCCGGGACGGGAGAAAAAUUGCGGUUGCAGGUGCCGCCAGGCGUUCCCCCAGGAGCAAAACUACACCUUGCGCUGCGAGAAGGCAAGUGGCGAUGUGUAGCUUCGUGGCCGAAUAUUAUGCAUUUGGGAUUUAAACUUGACGUCAUUGUUUUUGUUACUUACUUCUAGAAGAGGGAUAAAUGGAGAAUGAUCAGUGGUGAGUCGAAGGUGAACACCAUUGUUGUUGAGUAAGUAUCAGUUUUACAAGAAAACGAACUAGCAUCAGAAUUUUCUGUUUGCCUUGAUGUUGUAGGAAUCAAUUACUGAGCUGCAAUGGGUUAUCAUCUAAUCCCCACACCGGUCCCGAGGUGGACAACGCAGUCGAUGGAGGACAAGGUGGUCAGUGCAGCUUGACAGAGAAAAGCAAUACUGAGCCUUUGGUUGGGUUGGCUCCUUCUAGGAGCACAGUCAGCGCGCCUUCGGACUACAUUGUGGCUCCUGAAGACACUCCUGCUACGCUUCAAGAGGCCUUGCAAGAAGAUACAACCACAGCUAGGAAGUCAACAAGCGUGAACUUCUUUCCAGGUGCUGCCACGAAGCAGGGCAACAGUUGUACGCCGGGAAAAAAUCUGGAGGAUACAACAGGUUCAGCUGGCUCAACACUUUCGGCUCUGGAGAAUAGUCUCAUCUUGAAAGAAUUGAGACAGUGCUUAGAUACAUUGCAACUGCCGAAAAGUGCCUCUUGCAGUAGUUGUAAUAGAGAUGAUAUUUUUGAGGCUAGUAGCAGUACUGCUACUUCUGGGUCCUCUGCAGGAGUAACUUCUAGUAGUAAAGCUUCCGGCACAUUGGCUCCACGUUCUAGCAUUGUGCUAGUUGAAGACGCACAUGGAGGAUUUGAGGCUGCGUCUGCGUUGUGGAUGGGUGACAAUUCGCAACAGGAGAUGUACGAAGACCUUGCAACGACACCCUGCCCAUUACACAUCAUGAUGACUGCAGGAGGGGCAAAGGCGGAAGACCAACAUCAGGGCUUAGAGGUGACAUUAGGACAAGGAAUUAUUGGAGGAUCACAAUUUCAUCUAGGAGAACAAGGACAACUUCAAGGAAUAGAAAAUACUGGAGGAUCUCUCUCUACUACUGGAAAUCAGAGUGAUGGCCAGCCCUCCAAACUCGACGCGAUGUUCAAUUUACAGGCAAAGUAUGAACAACAAUGCGUUUCGUCGAAAGAAGUGGCGGACUUUUUUGACAUUAAGGGUAGGUUAAAGGUGCUUCUCUUACCGUUUGUUAUGGCUCUCCUAAGGGGGACAGCCAUAGCAACCGGGAUGUAUAAACGAAUAGGAAAGACCUAUCUCUAAUGGCAACUUGUCGCCUUUGGAACGACCUGCAAAUGGUGGAGGUGGGAACUCGUGUAAACAAUCUACUAGUACGACUCCUUUGGAGUACGACUUCUCUGGAUCAUUUCCACGACCACCUCCAAGUACGAACUUCGGGGUUAGAAGUGGAAGAGUCACGACUACAUCAACACCAACAUCUGGGACAACACCUGUUCUGGGUUCUAAGAGUACAACUAACAAUUUCAGAGGAUCCACUACCUCAACAGCUCAAAUGCUACCUCGUAAAACCGCAACGCCCACAGGACCACACGACAACAACAACUUAUUUCAUUUGAUCGCGCCUGGUAGUUGUUCUUCUAUGCGUAACAGUGGUGUUGCAGGUGGGAUGAUAUUAGCAUCACCGCCAGACGAUCACUACAACCACGUUGAAGGAAGUUCUGACGCGCCAGCCUUGCCAUGUUUGGGCUACAACAAGAACCAUAGCACAUCCGAGGACAAGCAUCACUACUUAAGGCACAAUAUGAUUCAUUUCCAAGAAUGCUCAUUUCUCUUUGUUUCCUUGUGAAAAUUGGGAAUCUACAGUGGAAAUAACCCAAGCAAGAAAGAAAUGAAUUGUUUUGGGCUCUACUAAACUAUGAAAAACAAGGAUCAGGCUUGACUCAGGGUAGCACAACAACGACUCACGCGAACUAUAGUUCAGUGGAGAGGUCUAUGUUCGGAUUUUCGAGUCAAAGUACGACGCCUCAAUGCAGCUCUAAAAAUGUACAAUUUUCCAAUGGUUACAGUAUGUCUAUGUAAGUAUAUUUAUAAUCAUGUGUAGUCAGUCUGAUGUCAUUUCAAUUGGAGAGCACAACUGAAAAUUAUCAUUUUUCAAUCCAUGCGCUUUUACCGGCGUGAACCAAUUUGAAUCCAGAGGACUUUUGCUAUGAAGGAACCCUAAACAAUCACGACAACAGCCCACGCCGAUCGAGUCCUUGGUUCCUCCUCCGUCUGACAACUUGGCCGUUCCUUUGAGCGUUGGCCGCCUCGUUCCCGCAGUGUAUGAAGAGACGCGUCCGGUGUCAAGCGACGAUCGUGUCUAUUUCGAAGACCCCGAUCGUACUAUCGAGCCCAAAUACAUCACUGCGGCUGCGCGGUCGGUAGUUAUGGGAACGUCAUCAACAUCAAGAUGUGGAGGUAUUGCCGAUUGGUCUGGAGUUGAAGAUCCAAACGCAACAACAGCGCCUUUUGCUCGCCCACUGCGUACCCGACCGAUUCAGGGCAUUGCUUUGCCUCAAGUCCAACUCGCUGCUUCGAUGCCUAUUCAUGCUAGACCAAGAAUGCCGUUUGCAGGAGAUGCGACUACAGGGCAGAUGAACGAGGAAAACGUCAACAACAUGAACCAAAUGCCUCAAUAUGUACAGAAUAAACGAUCCUCGAUGCUAGAACACCCAGGAGGCUGUAACAGCAAUUACACCUCGGCAGCGUGUAGAAAACGAAGUUUGUCUCCGGUUGUAGCGCAGCAGCCUUCAAUGGUUAAGUCUAGUAAGGAAGUUUUGUAGAAAAUGGCUACCACUUCUUUGAGGCUAUUAGAAUACGCCACUUUGUAAGAACCUCCACAAGAACUACAAGAUGCCUCUUUCUAAUCGGCACAAGAACAUUCCUCACGUUCGAGCGGUCGUCGUUCCUUCGCAACUGGAGUCGAGUGCGCUUUCGCAAGCGAUUCAGAAUCACGAGCGCUUUAUGAGCCGCGAGAAGAAAAUCGGCACGCGCAUUUUGGGUGGGACGCAAAAGGUGAGGGACUUAGCGAAGGAGGUGGACUUGACCGAUGCAGGUGGGGAAUUGAUCAAUGAGAAUGUUAAGGCUCCCCCUCCCACCGGUCGUCCAACAGCCUCUUCCUUGCUUUAAAUUGUUUCCUUGAUGUUUUCUCUAACCUUGCAAUUCCUAAUUAUAAUAGUAAUCCUCGUGUCUUUAAGUACUUGAAACAAAAUGUGAAGCAAGCCAGAGUAGAUGAUAAUAUCGGGGACGCGAACGCGGUACUAGGUCUAAGAAAGUGCGAUCUCUGCGUAAGCAGUUGAAGGCUGCCUGUGGUGUCCCGAAUCGGUACUAUGCUCAAAACGCUGAGGCUGCGCGCGAUCGAAGUAGGAGUCAAUCGAGAUGCUUUCUCGCUUGCACCGGAACUUCCAACACAGAUAAUUUCCAGCUUCCAGCAGUAGAACAUGAACAUGUUGUUGUUGAUCAGCAACAAGCACAACUAAACCUCAAUGUCGGAGGAGGUCAUCUUGGAGGUCCUCAACAUCAGCAACAUUAUCAACCUCAACGUCAUCAACCUCAACGUGGACGAUCUCUUGGAUGCAACUAUAGGUUUGGAGAGAGUGGUGAAAUCCAGCAUCAAAUGCAACAACAAAAACCAGUAGUAAUGAGUCCUCCCAAGGCACGAUUCGCGAAUUCCAGUGUCCGCAGUUUAACUCCUCCAGCUUUAGAUUUGGUCUCGAAAAGCUAUGCUGCCUCCAUUACCUGCGAGAAUAACAUUCCUGCUAUUGCGAACAACUUCAUCAAGAACAGUGUCAAUCCUCUAGUAGCGAACAGUUUUGGGACUGGACGAAAUGUAAAUGGAACACAAGAACAGCUUCACCUUCAGGGAGAUGCUGGUCAACAACUACAACACGGAGGCAGCAACAGUAAAAUUGGCACAGCCCGCAGCGGCAGAUCUCGCUCCCCAGAAAUGGCCACAGUGCUGACACUAGAUAGCAUGAGAGAGAUGCAAUGUGAACGAAAAAAUCCAUUUCUACCGCCUCCACGCGGCGUCGAGAAUACUCCACCUCCUGCCGGUUUUACUUAAGGCUGGCUACCCGAAAUUCAUCUUGUUCUUGUAUAAAAAGCAUCUUCUUUGGCUUCCUAGUUGUAUCCCUUUUGUUUUGUUAAGGGAAAGAAUCAGAAUCACUGGAAAGCUAGCACGUCAAAAUCCAAGUAAGAUGUCUUCCGUCAAGAUGAAUGCUAUAGUUUAAAUAUAAAUACAUAGUAAGAUGUCUGCCUUCAAGAUGAAUGCUACGUUGUUCUAAUUUACUAGUCAGGGAAUAAAUGUCAGCAUGGGUGCGUCCAACAACAACUCGACUUCUACGUCGAUGAACUUGUCUCCGCCGCCUGGACUAGAGGGAGUGAACCUGGAGCAACGUUUGCAGCAACAGCAGCAACAGAUUGUAGCUUUGAUGGCGGGACAAAUGGCAAAUAAUAACUUCAACUUCCUCCACAACAAUGCAGGUGCUAGUACUAUGCAGAUGAUGAACCAGGAACAUGUUCAAGACUACCAAGAGCAAGCGAGCAAUCCAGUGAUCACGACGACAGCACCCCCUACUAAAUUGUUCCACAUUGAGGAGGGCAACAUUGAGGAGAACAACUGUUCUUUUCUGCAUCAACAGGCAGCAACAUUAGACCCGUCCAGGAUUGAGUGGCAAGAUGAAUUUUUGCCUGAUUUGAUGACGUCGAAGCACGGCAAAGUACCGGACGUGGCGGAAUUGUUUCGGGAUCGGUACUACGUCUUAUAUAUUCACCAGUGAAGAAAGUACUUUAAUAUAACGUCAUAACGAUAACAUAAUGUUCAUGACAAAUUACGUCCUCAUGUACUCAACAGUCUUUCCCGCGUUUCCAACGCGAUGUUCCGAACACGUUCGCAACCGGCUAUGCAAAUUGCACGGCAACUGCCUGAGUGCGUCCAUCCUCUCCAACCCCCGCUUCCGGUGCAGCAAGUCUCUCUGUCGAAUCAUAUCAAAGUUAAGACGAGCAGUUCUUCAGCAGUUCUUCUUGUAGUGCCACAGCGAAUAAUCCUAAGAAGCAGAGGUUUCCAAAAGGUAUAGGUGUUGUUGAGUUAUCAAUAUGAAGGAUAAGGAUGCUGAUCGUAGACGUAGGUAAGCGUAAGCUUAUUCACCUCUUUUUCUCCUCUAACAAGCACCAUUUUGAGGGGAUCUACAAACCAGAUAGCAUAGGUCAGCCGGCUAUUUCAGGCAUUCCUGGACUGCAACCUACUAUCGAAAGACUCGGACGCCCACGACCGUUGGCGCGUAGUGAUCUGAUCGCCAACGUGCGAGUGUACGAACCUAGUGUCGGUGCGACACCUUCGAGGAAGAUGACGCUGACUAUUAAGGCUCAGGGUAAUUCAUAUUCGCACGGGAAAAGUCUCUGUUUCCCCCUCCCUCUACAACUUCAGUAUUCACACGGGAAAAGUCUCUGUUUCCCACUCCCUCUACAGCUUCAGCUCGAUUCUUCUAAGCAGAGAGAGAGAGAUGGUUAAGCAGAGAAGUUCACAUCAUCAUCAUUAGUAUCAGUAUCUGUUUUUAGAAUGUUUAUCCAGAAGGUCUUCUCGUUCUCUAACACAUGUCGCAAAAUCCUGGACCAGACCUUGGUGCCAUGUCCAGGAGGUGGCUAUGCGAUGAAAUUCGGCUGUCGACCAGCGUUGCCAUUAUGGGGACCGCCUGGGGUGUGAUGUUGAGGUCCAUUGUGUUGAGGUUUAUUGUUGUCCAUUAUGGGACGUGAUAAGAUUUAUGCGUUGCGCGACAUUACGAAUUUGAAGUAAAGGGAUUCGAAUUAUUUACGAUGAAUCUAGAACAAGGACCUCAGGUACUAGGAAUACAAAAAGUUAAAGCGUCAGAUUUUGGGAUAUGUAACAUUUAAUGCUCCGCUUUUGCUCUCUGGUACUACGUAGUGACGAAUUUCAGGAACAUCAUGCUCUGAUCAAGUCAGAUAAUCCUGUCUUCAUUCCAGGUGUGGUCUCUUUUCAUGAAGAAGAAUAGGGAUUUGUCGUCAUGAGACUAAAACAUCAAGGUACAUUUUGCUGCAAGAUUCAUGUGCGGGUCAAAAGACAUAAUAAUCUAGUUGGUGUGAUUAAGAAUGAAGAUGACAUUCACAAAUUUAUCUGAACAAAAGAAAUGAACAGAAAAAGAUUGCGUCCUCGGAUGCGAAAUAAUAAAUGAUACAGACAUUUUCAUUUAAAGGCUCUCACUAUUGUGGAUCACUCUUACGUAUACGUAGACCGUACAACAAAAAACAGAAGGGCUGUUGAAUAGCCUGAGAAGAAGAAGCAUCAUCUUAGCAAGAAGAUCUUGGAUGUUAAUGAAUUACAGCUAAAUGCGUUCGUACACGUACUAGCAUGUUGUUGAAUGAAUGAUUUUUUCCAUAUAAAAAUGACAAUGAGUUUCUUCUAGAUACGUAAAUACAAGUAGAAAAUGCGGCACUUCUUCGCUCACAGAAGCUAUGUAAGUAAUUCAUGAUAACAUCACACUAAAUCACUACAGUGAACUUUUUCAUAUAUGUUUGAUCUUUCAGCUUUUCAUCAGGUGAUUCUAUUUGAUUUCGAUCUUCAUCAAAUAAAUUUCCUAAGAGCCCCUCUGGACAGGUUUCCCCUACGCCGCCAAAACCUCCUUAUGAAAACGACAGCCAAGAAGAAACAAGUUACAAGUACAGUAAAUUGUUUGUUUGUAAAGAUUCUUUACGAAAGAUGAAGAAAAAUCGUUCCCCUUAUCCCAUAUAGAAAAUUACCAGUAUUUACGAGCCCUUUUGAACCACCUCUGUCGUCCAACGAACUGAGACUGCCUAUGCUUUCACAAUUUGGUCAUAUCAACAACACUUCUAAUGCACGCUUACCGAUUCUUCAUAUGAUUACCCAACAAGAAUAAGUUUCAACCUGUUCGAUUCGACAUAAAAAUCUAGUACAGUUUUUUACCCUGAAGAUGAAUGACUUCGCAUUUAUGAAAACAAGAAGAAGCUACUUCAUUCGGAGGACCACGAUGAU